GAUUGAUUAGCUCACAAGUGGAGGCUUUGAAAUCCUCUACAAAGAAAUUAAAGAUACAAGGGUAUACAAUAAGAGCAGUCCCUAUUUUAACAGCAUUACAAUAUAGAGCCCAUCUAAAUUAGACAACUACACCCUUCCGUUCCAUCCAAAUUUCUACAAUAUCCGGUUUUCAAUAUUUCCCAUGUCUUCAGAUUCCCACGUGAUCGACUGGGAGAGCUUGCUCGAGGUGGAACAGUCGUUAUGCCAGACUUCCCUGAUGGUUCAUCUCAGCAGCGAGCUUGACGGCCCAGCAAAUGGCACGCUUCUCAUGUAUGAGCACUUGGAGCGCGUGUCGCCGUUUAUCCGCUCCUCCCUCGAAGACCAGUUCACCAUGGCAGACUUGGAAAAGCUCCUAGAGGUCAUACAUAGCCCAAAUGCAGACCCCAGAGACACAUCUGCUGUGUGCAGCGACUUGGAAAAGCAGUUCUGGUUGGUGUUUGUAACCAACUUCUCCAACAGCAUCAACACCAUGCCUAAUUAUACCAAGUUCAUGAUCUACUCCAUCGGCAUUCCGACGCAGCAGUUGCGGGCGCGUAUUUGGGGGAUCUUGACCGGGGGAUGUGACUCGUUCGGCCGGCUGAACGACGUCACCUUCCUCAAGUUAUAUGAGUCAAUUUAUUACACCGCACCGCAUGCCCUGUCGUCAUCCUUGACGUGCACAGACUUUGAGCGGUCACCAUCUUACAAGCAGAUACUCCUUGACGUGAAUCGCACGUUUCCGAAGGUGCCCUUCUUCCAGUCGGAAGCGAACCAGGUUAAGCUCUUGAGGAUCUUGAACGCGUACUCGUUAUACGACCUCGAAUUAGGUUACUGCCAAGGGUUGGCAUUUUUGGUGGGGGUCUUGAUGUACGUGUUGUCUCAUAGGGACUACACCUCCGAAACGGCAAUGUGUGACCUGGAGAAUGAGCGCAUUUUGUUUGUGUCUUUGUGCAAGGUCAUGGAGAUAAACAAGUCACUCCGCAGCAUCUUUGAUCCACAAAUGUCUGGUAUCAAUGAGUGGUUUACUCAGUUCACAGAGAUUGCUCGCCGCGCGCUUCCUCAGGAUUUGCUGGCCCACUUGGAAGUCAUGGAGGUAGACUUCAAGCUCUUUUUGAGUCAGUGGUUCCUCUCGUUUUUUGGCAUCACUUGUGAGUUUGAGCUCUUGAUCAAGGUGGUGGAUUUGAUGAUUUUAGAGGGGUUCAAGACUACCAUUUUCAGGGUCAGCACUGUGCUUCUCUUGCGCAACAGAGAAAUCCUUCUUGGCUUCUUCAACCAGGAACAGAUAUACAAGUUUUUGUUGUCUAAGGAUAUCUUCACCGAAUACGAGUCCGAUCACAUGCUGUUGAUGCACGACUUGAAUGCGUUGAGCGCCAGUUACUUCACCAGCGAUGCGCUCGAUGAAUUUUCUAAACCGAGAGCGGAAGUGGAGCUCAAGUCCCGAUCGGUUUCUCCAAAAAGAACUUCACAUACUGUGGCACAUUCGCCGAUUUCCACGAAUCCCGUCCCGUCGUUGCUCAACUCUUUUUCCAAUACCAUGAAGAGCACGUUCAAGUCGUUUUCCCAGGACGCCAUAAACCAGCCCCAGACCUCGCCAAAGAGCACCCUGCGCGCGGUGUUCGGUGAUGUAAAAGCUCCAUAUUACGCCCACACGUCACAGCCGGACUUUUCCGCGAGAUCCAUCUACUCCAUUUCAGAAACUGAGUCUAUCGGCUCUGAUCCAGAUCAGGAGCUGGAGGGAAAAAGCAUAGUGUAUGGUCGGAAGGCAGAGAGGCGCGGUAAUCUGUCCAUAGCAAGUCUUCCGGACUCAUCGCAUUUCGAAGAGAUAUUGCGCAGCAUGAACUCCAAACUCAAUCAACUAGAGUUCAGGGUCUCUGAAUUGGAGAGAGAGAACAUGAACUCCAAGGUGCUUUUGCAUAAAAUGAUGGAGACAUUCGGGACCGCAAAAACCGAGAAUCCGGUUUCAGAAACGUGCGGUGUAGAUCUUCCAAGAGAGGAAGAGCCUGGUUUGGACACAAGCGCGCAGCUGGACUGCUCGUCUGUGUAUGAGGAUGAGGAUUAUCCACCGGUGACGCCGACUGCCAAUGAUGGAAGGAGCUUGCUUACGGUAGAGAAGGAGGCUGUGCUAGACGAAGUCAGGCGGUAUUUAGAAAUAGCAGAGGUUUAGAAUUAAUACACGACCGAG
Babjeviella inositovora NRRL Y-12698 is the source of this 2200-nucleotide messenger RNA. RefSeq names its product TBC domain-containing protein. The record is from RefSeq and is a predicted model, not a curated record. The coding region runs from base 182 to 2182 and encodes 666 amino acids. The transcript has a single exon. Lineage: Eukaryota; Fungi; Ascomycota; Pichiomycetes; Serinales.